GUUUUGGACCAACCAGCAGUGCAGCCUUCGUGCGGUUGCGUUCACUGCAGCCAACAGUUUUACCAGGGACUCUGGCGAAAUACGACGUGUUUCUGCUGUUGUCGUUCCCAAACACGGCGGUACGCAUAAGUUUUCAUUUCGAACCAAGCGAGGUCCGUUUCGCGGAGUGCGUGUGGCGAGUUGUAGAUUUCUCGAAAACCGUGCGCGGCAUUAUCGGUUUUGCGGCGGUUGAAGAAAAGUUGUGUAUGACCGCGUGCAAUUACUCGUACAUGAGCAUAGGAAACUGCGUGCGUAGAGUGUGAAUGUGUAAAAAUCUCUGAGCUGACGCGUGUUGCAAGUGCAGAUGAAAUAAAUAGCUUCAGUAUUUUUGGCAUAUUAAGCCAUCAAAACCACUGACGAAGAGCAGAAAAUAAGCUACUUCAGAGUGCUUGUGAGAGUGCUUAUUUAUUGUUCAUACCAUAAAGUGUACACACGGUCUCAAUUUACUGGCCAGUGGUAAAAGAACAAACUUGACCAGCAUCACAUCGGUAGCUGCAAACAAGCAAACCACGGAGUGAGAUCAACGAACAAGGCGUCCACAUCCCGACAUUGAAACAAGUUUAACGGCGCAAACUUGACUCAUCCUGUCAGGCCACCGGUAGACGACGAUGACGGGGCGACGACGGUCGCUGGGAGCUUGGGCUGCUCUGGCGUUACUGCUGGUGACCUGGGUAAGCCUGUGCAACGGCCACGGAAGGCUGAUCGAACCGCCGAGUCGAGCAUCGGCCUGGAGGUACGGCUUUUCAACGCCCCCGAACUAUAAUGACCAUGAGCUGUACUGUGGCGGAUUCAACCGCCAGUGGCAGAAGAACGAAGGCAAGUGCGGGGAGUGCGGAGAUGCCUAUGAUGCUCCGAAACCGAGACCGCACGAGUACGGGGGCAAAUGGGGCCAAGGAGUGAUCGUUAGACGGUACAGGCCGGGAUCGGUGAUAACGCUAAGGGUGGAACUGACAGCCAGUCACAUGGGGUACUUUGAAUUCCGGAUUUGCGAUAACGUGAAAGCACAGCAGGACUGUCUGGACCAGCAUCCUUUAAAGAUCCUCAGUGGUACACCAAGCAUACCGAAUCCGAACGAUUUGGAAACUCGUUUUUAUCCUCGCAACGGAAGCCGAAUCUACGAAAUGAAAGCAGAACUUCCUCAAAAAUUCCAGUGUACCAAUUGUGUUAUCCAGUGGAAAUAUAUUGCCGGCAAUAACUGGGGCAUGUGUCCGGAUGGUAACGGAGCGGUCGGCUGUGGACCUCAGGAAGAGUUCCGGGCUUGUGCGGACGUAUCAGUGGGCGAUACCAACGAAAACGGAAAUCGCACCCCGCUUCGACCAGGAUAUCGACCAACACCAACCAGAGUGCCAGCCGUCACACCGGACCAAGGAGCCAGCGGAGCAGCCGGAAACGAUACAAGCGUGGACGAAGAGAUGCCAACGGGAGUCAAAUACAUGGGACCACUGGUCGCCAUUCUGUCGCUUUUUCUGGUCCUAUGUGGAUUUGCUGCACUCUAUAUUUAUCACUAUCAUGGGGGGCGGAUAAAGGCUCUGAUGCGUUGGAACCGCGACAAGAACCAGAAGAUGGCAGCACAUGCCGCCGAAGUGAGCGCUCCAAGCUUCUCCGAACCCAUCAGCCCACCUGUUCCACCACCAAGAACCAAAAGGAUCUCGCAUCAAAUUCGUGAUAUAGAAGCCGAGGAAUCAAGCGUGCUGACCGGUAGCACCAAACCAUCGGUACUUAUGCCUAAACUUACGCCAGCUUCAAACGUGGAUAGCGGUAACCCUAUCCGGAAAGAUUAAGAUUAAGGAAGCAAGGAGUCCAGUGUCAAUUUCUGUUUUACAAGCACAAGCAAGAAAAGGCGUAUGUUUUUUAUUUAUUAUAUAAAACGUAGUUUAUAGUAGCGAAAUUCAAGCAUACUGGCGAUUAGCGCCAGCACUGACUGAUAAAAAAUCACAAACGAAUCACGUUUAAAUUAGCCGGUAAGCGUGAGAUCAACAAGAUGAGUAAUACAAAAUAUAACGUAGAGAAAGAAGUUCAUAUAUACUGCCAACAACGAGUGCUAAGCAGUUCACGAGCUCCGGUGAGGCUCGGCUGAUUUACUUACGCACGUAUACAAAGUAGAAUAUCCAUUGAAUCAUCGUGCCCGGUCUUUAGUCGAUCGACGAUGGUUUUUGAUAUGAACGGAAUAAACGAUCGAGUAGUAGUAGAUGUAGUAAA
Molecule: messenger RNA, 2238 nt
Organism: Aedes aegypti (yellow fever mosquito)
Lineage: Eukaryota; Metazoa; Arthropoda; Insecta; Diptera; Culicidae
Exons: 4
Coding region: 648-1820 (390 amino acids)
Source: RefSeq, a predicted model, not a curated record